AUGAGCAGUAAAGAAUACGCCAACUGCGGACGCUCUGGCCCCUUGGCCCGGGGAUGCCAUAGAGGAGGACAAGCUCGAGGGCGCAGAGGUAGAGGCCGUGACCGAGGUUUUCAGUGCACUUCCGCCACCCUACGUGACAUCUGUUACCGCUGCGGUGAGGCUGGUCAUCAUGCUAGGGACUGUGACUCUCGCGAGGACAUCUGCUACAACUGUGGGAAAAGAGGCCACAUCGCCAAAGACUGUGUCAAGCCUAAGCACGUGAGAGAGCUGUGCUGUUACGCUUGUGGCAGACGAGGCCAUCUUGCUCGUGAUUGUGACCAUCCAGAAGAGCAGAAGUGCUACUCUUGUGGCGAAUAUGGUCACAUUCAGAAAUAUUGCCCUGAAAUCCAGUGCUACCGGUGUGGUGAGGCCGGCCAUGUGGCCGUGAACUGCACCAAGACAAUUGAGGUCAAGUGCUACCGCUGUGGGGAGUAUGGACAUUUAGCCGCAGAAUGCCCCACUGAAGCUACCACUUAA
This is a messenger RNA of Pteronotus mesoamericanus, 516 nucleotides long. RefSeq names its product zinc finger CCHC-type containing 13 (gene ZCCHC13). The coding region runs from base 1 to 516 and encodes 171 amino acids. The record is from RefSeq and is a predicted model, not a curated record. Gene Ontology annotation, biological process: positive regulation of cytoplasmic translation. Gene Ontology annotation, cellular component: cytoplasm. NCBI's taxonomy places the organism in Eukaryota, Metazoa, Chordata, Mammalia, Chiroptera, Mormoopidae. The transcript has a single exon. Gene Ontology annotation, molecular function: zinc ion binding; mRNA binding; single-stranded RNA binding.